Molecule: messenger RNA, 1640 nt
Organism: Vitis riparia (riverbank grape)
Lineage: Eukaryota; Viridiplantae; Streptophyta; Magnoliopsida; Vitales; Vitaceae
Product: STOREKEEPER protein-like
Exons: 1
Coding region: 55-1368 (437 amino acids)
Biological process (GO): regulation of DNA-templated transcription
Cellular component (GO): nucleus
Source: RefSeq, a predicted model, not a curated record
CUGGACACCAUAGCCCAGAAACCCUAAAUCUCUCUAUUUUGAUUUUCUUGUUCUAUGGCACCGAAGCGUCCACCCCCGGCAGAGGAUCCUCCGGCGCCUUCUUCGACCUCCGAAGAAGAAGAAGAGAACGAGGAGAACGAAGAGAACGAAGAGGAGGAGGAAGAGGAGGAGGAAUCGUCACCUGAAGAGUCGUCUGAAGAAGAGGAGGAAGGGGAAGAAAACAAAUCUACCGUUCUUACUCCUCCUCCUGCCGUUGACAAGAAGGCGUCUUCUAACAAGCUUGUAGCCACUACUCCUGCUAAGUCUACCCCUCAAUCUUCCUCUGAAGAUGAAGAGGAUGGAUCGGAAUCCGAGUCGGAAUCCGAUUCGCCGCCCAAAAGCCGUCGUUCCUCCCGCGGUGCGGACCCAACUAUAAAGCCAAUUGCAACAAAGCCCAUGGAGGAAACUCCAAAAUCGAAGAAGGCAAGAUCCAAACCCGGAGUGUCUGUCACUCCUAGUCCUGUGAAAUCAAGUCCUGUUAAACCAUCGAACUCGAAGCGCCCGGGCGAGAUCGGGCUCGAGAGGAAGGAGUCGAAGAGGGCAAAGAAGAAGGAGCCGGAGGCGGAGGCGGAGGAGGAAGAAGAUGGAAAGAAGACUGGAGACGACUCGAAGAAGCAGAUGUUCCAGAGGAUAUGGAGCGAAGAAGAUGAGCUUGGCAUCUUGAAGGGUAUGAUCGAUUAUUCGGCCAAGAAUGGCUCUGUUCCGUAUCCGAAUGGAGAUAUGAAUGAGUUUUAUGAUUUCGUCAAAAACACUCUCCAUGGCGAUUUUUCCAGGGUACAAUUGACCGAUAAAGCCCGCCGGCUGAAGAAGAAAUAUAGCAACAACGUUUCUAGGGCUAAAUUGGGCGAAGACCCCACAUUCCAGAAGCCCCAUGAGCAAAGAGCCUUUGAAUUGUCGAAAAAGAUCUGGGGUGGUGAAGGGAAUAGUGUAGGAGUUCAACAGAGCAAUAAGGCUAAUGGGAAAGCUAGGAAGAAUCAGAAACCUAACAAGGCUGUAAAAGUAGAAGACGUAGAGGUGCUCUCUGUAAUUAAUGGUGAUGAUAAGGAAGCAGUGAAGUUGGAAAACGAGCCAAAGUCAGAGCCCCCUAAAAAAUACUCAUUGGUCGUUAGUGAUUUUACCCGGAUAAAUGAAUCCGUUGGUAUGUCCUCUAGUAUGGAUCGGGCUAUUGAGAUAGGUCUGGGGCUGCUGUCUGAGCCUGUGAAGGCAGAGUUAAAGGAGAAGUGGAAAGAGUUGGAAGAUGAAGAGUUUCAGUUAUACAUGAAGAAGCUUGACCUGAUCCAGAUGGAGGCAAGAGUGUCCAUGCAAGCUUAUAGAGCAAAGCAUCAGUAGAUUUCUGAUAAAGGUAAUCACGGUUGUCUGCAAUGAUGUCGAGUGGUGGAAACUGGAAGUAAUAAUUUAGGUAAUUGGUAACAUGUUUAUGUUUCACAGUGAUUUAGUAUCUCCUCAGUUCCAUUUUCUGAAUCUGUCUAAAUGGUUUCAUGUUAUGGUACUGUUAUCUUAUGGAGGUAACAUUUGCUUGCUUUUGAAGACUUGGCUUUACGUACUGAUGCUGUUUGUUUCUUUAUAAUGAUAUUUUUGUUCUUACAUUUUAUUAGUUCCAA